Molecule: messenger RNA, 1233 nt
Organism: Scheffersomyces stipitis CBS 6054
Lineage: Eukaryota; Fungi; Ascomycota; Pichiomycetes; Serinales; Debaryomycetaceae
Product: S-adenosylmethionine-dependent methyltransferase
Exons: 1
Coding region: 1-1233 (410 amino acids)
Source: RefSeq, a predicted model, not a curated record
AUGGAAUUUGAUCCAUUAUCGCUCUUUACACCCGAGCCAAGUUCUGAAAUCGAAGAAAAUUUCACUGUGGCAGCUUCGGUUCCUGAUUUUUCAGAACCAUCACACUCCAUCCCUGACUAUGAGGAAAUAGAUGAUUCCCACCUUCAGCCACUUCACAUAUUAGACUUACCCUUAUUACAACUCAAACCUCCCAGUCUGGUUCUCAUAACUAUUUUGCGGUUGUUUUCUCCUGAUGAAGUGUUCAAUUUCGAUCCUUCGGAGUCGAGAUCUGAAGAUCUGAUAGAAGUGGAUAUAGAGGAGGUUUUCCAGGCGAAGAACUUGGAAUCACAUACAGUUGUCAAAGCCCUCGGAUGGCUCAAAAUAAACUGUCCGAGAUUUGACUGCUUGAAGAAACUCGCAUAUAUACCGCAUUUGAGCGAAUCGUUGAGGAGGAACUAUGAACCGGAGUACAACUCCUACUUCACCAGAAUAGUGUCGAAUGAUCUUAGUUGGAUAGAACAGGAAGACGAAAUUGCAUUAAUACACAAACAAGCUUCUCUAAGGAUAAGCGAAAACUGCGGAAGAACUGCCCAGCCAGAAAUUAUUAGGAAAAUCAACCUUCCCAAUCUUUCUCCUCUUCUCAAAGACGGUAGAAAGUACAUUGAAUUGAAAGAACCAUCACUAACCAGUGAUAACUUGGGGCUAAAGACAUGGGGUUCUUCACUAAUACUAGCAAACAGACUAAUUAAUAAAGACGAAAAAGGCUAUCUAGUAGGUGAAGUUCUAGAACUUGGUUCUGGAACAGGUUUAGUCGGUUUGGUGUGUUCCCUAAUUGGCCACAAGACGUAUCUUACCGACUUGGCUGAAAUCGUGCCAAAUCUACAAGUAAAUGUCGAUCUCAACGACAUCAAUGCUGAAGUUCAUGAGCUCAAUUGGUGUGAUCCUAAUUCGUUUGUGUCGAAAUACGGUGAGAAGAAAUUCAAGACAAUAGUCGUUAGUGAUCCAGUCUAUUCGUCAAAUCACCCAUACUGGGUAGUUAACAUGAUUACCAAGUUUCUUGACAACUCUUCCAACUCCAGGGUUCUCAUCCAGAUUCCAUUGAGACCAAAAUUCGAACUGGACCGCGCAUUGUUGUGGAACUUGAUGAAAGAUCAUUUUGUAGAAUUGGAGCAUGUGGUAGAGGACGGCUAUGACGAUUUCGGUAAGAUGAAGUUCUGUUUCAAGAUGUUCAUUAGAAAAGACUCGCAUUCAUAG